GAAGGGGAAAAUUUUCAUUGUUUGACAGUACAGAUCGACGUCGUUUUUUCUUAUGGAAUAGAACUUAGAUUUGGGUUUUAAAAUUGGGAUUUUAAUACCUUUCUUUUCCAUAUUGUAAGUUCUCUGUUCAUUUAUUCUCAAAUAGUUUUUAUUUUGGGAAAUUGGACUAUCUUGGCGAAAAGGAAAGCUAUAAAAACGAUAUGAAGUCUUUAAUUGCCCUCUUGUGCGUCCUCAGCUUGGCCUUAGCCGAACAAUCUCCAGUUUUUCUAUGGGGUGUUAACAGUGUGGCAAAACCUUCCUUGGGAACAAUCCCUCAAUCGGAGUUUGCAAACAUUAUCGAAUCACAAAAGAAUGGAAAAACGCUGGUCGUGUUUUUGGAAAAUGGCUUGACCAAUAAGGAUUUUACAUGCACCAAUAGCGUAACUUCUAAGUCUUGCUUUGCGCGUUUGCAAGAUGUGCCGGAGAAAAACUUCUACGCAUCCGUUGAAAACCCAGUCGAAGCAAUACGCUCCCUAGGCGAGCAUGAAUACAAUUCUGUGGAUUCCACUGGAAAUCUAAGAAACGCUUUGGACACUGGAAAUGCCAAUAUAAUUUUCGUUACAUUUGAUGAAUUAGACAAAAAUGAAGAUCGUGCUGUUUGUUUGGAAUUACACGAUUCUGUAAUUGCAGAUAUUACCUCACAAAUGAAUGGUAAAGCCAUAUUCAUGUACACAACUGCACCGCACACGGCAUUGUCCAAGGCUUUGAAACGAGAGCGCCGAGAUACCGUUGAAAGCAAUCCUAUGGUUUUCCAGAAUGGAUCGACAUUGUUGAUGUACUUUACCAGUCUUUCUGUAGUCAACAGUAAUGGACCUACGACUACGGUUUUGACACCGCAAUCAAUGGAAGUUACUGUUACCAAUGCAACUGCUUUGUCAGUAAAACUUACAUCUAAUCCCCCUUUAACGUUCGAUAUAACGCUUUCUGGUGGCUAUUUCUUUAUGAAUAACGUAAUGUGGAAUGGUAUCAAUUUCCGCAGCAAUCAUGUUUAUUCGCCAACCGACUUUUCCUAUUUCUGCGGGAAUUUGACUCUCUAUGGCGUUGGUACGGCUGAGGAGAUGAGUACAUACACCUUAAAUUGGAACUCCUUCCAAUUCCAAGCCCCAUUCGGUUCAACUACGAACGAUAAAUUCGUGUUCGGUGAUCCUUGGCAUUGCGUUGGAUUCUUUACUGGAGGAAUUUUAUCCGGACUCCUGAUUGUUGCCCUUUUACUAACAAUUACCUUCAUCGGAGUCUGCUGGAUGAUGGACAUCAAUACAAUGGACAGAUUUGAUGAUCCAAAAGGAAAGACAAUUACAAUAAAUGCCACUGAGUAAAAUUAAAGUAUUAUGUAGAUAACUAGUUUUUUAUGCAUAAUCCUUUAAUUCAUUCCCUAAAAUAAGUUUCUUUUUCGUCAAAACAUCAGUUUUCACUUCUUCCAUUGAUAAUCAAGAGUCCUUGGGUGUGUGUGUGUGUGUUAGGUGUCUAUAAUUACUCUAAAGUUAAAUCGUUCAGCAUCCUUGAUUUAACUUUAUGGCAAUUGUAGUAGCAUCGUUAAAUAAGUAUACAUAUUUUCUAAAAGCUACAAGUUACUUUUGUUAGUUAUUUAAAAAAUUAAAAAAAAAAACUUCUUCUAAUGCGUUAUUUUUGUAUUAACUCUCCUGUUUCAUGUAAUUGUUAUAUAUAUUGUUCCAUUCAAGGUGUGGUAAUAAAUGAGGUUGUUCUCCCAA
Molecule: messenger RNA, 1748 nt
Organism: Stomoxys calcitrans (stable fly)
Lineage: Eukaryota; Metazoa; Arthropoda; Insecta; Diptera; Muscidae
Gene: VhaAC45
Product: V-type proton ATPase subunit S1
Exons: 4
Coding region: 201-1355 (384 amino acids)
Cellular component (GO): proton-transporting V-type ATPase complex
Source: RefSeq, a predicted model, not a curated record